Molecule: messenger RNA, 1095 nt
Organism: Auanema sp. JU1783
Lineage: Eukaryota; Metazoa; Nematoda; Chromadorea; Rhabditida; Rhabditidae
Source: the annotation of a GenBank genome assembly
AUGUUAGAAGCCCAAGAAGGAACAUUAGAGGAACACGUAAAUAAUCAGCAUCACCAACAACCUCAGCUACAGAGACCUGAACUGAACGAAGCUCCAGGCGCAUCAACAUCUUCUCAGCCCUCCAUAGAUAACUGUAUGGUAUGCCGUUGCUUCGUAUGUGACAUGCCGAUUACAGAGAAGUUUGUAAACCGCGUGCAAGACAGGUCUUAUCAUUCCGAUUGUUUGAGAUGUACUGUCUGUAAGGAAAUGCUUUCAACCACCUGCUUCCAAAGAGGCGAAGAGUUUUAUUGUCGAGAUCACUUCUUCAAACUGUUUGGUACAAAAUGUUCGCGAUGUGGAGAUGGUAUUGUCCCUGAUUCUGUCAUUCGCACAGCAGCAUCUCAUAUUUAUCAUGUCAAAUGUUUCCAAUGUGUAAUUUGUAAGAGAGAAUUGAAAACUGGUGAUGAAUUCUUCUUGAUUCCCGAAGAUGGUCGUUUAGUUUGUAAAUCCGAUUAUGAAAUGGCUAAGGAAAAACCUUCUGACUCUGAAAUGGAUGGUGGAAAUAAGCGACCACGUACGACAAUUUCAGCAAAAUCUCUCGAAACUCUAAAACAAGCUUACCAAUUAAGCAGCAAACCUGCCAGACAUGUACGUGAGCAAUUAGCAGCAGAAACUGGAUUAGAUAUGCGUGUAGUUCAGGUUUGGUUUCAAAAUCGUCGAGCAAAAGAGAAACGUUUGAAAAAAGAUGCUGGUAGACGUUGGAACCAAAAUAUUAAAGGAGAUAGUGAUAGCAAUUCACCUACGGGUAGUUUAAAUGGUCAAAGUCCCCAAUACUCAACAGGAUAUAUUGAGCAGAGCAUAGAAUCCGAUCACCAGCCUUCUGAAAUGACUUAUAAUGUUCCUGAGCUUGAUAACUAUCCCGUUAUGCCAAAUCGUCCCGAUAUUAACAUGACUCCAGCUGGCAAUCUUGUAGGAAUGGAAAGUAUGCCGUUUCAAAUGGUACCACAUAUGAACCCGGAGGUUUCAAUUUAUCUGCCUAUGUCUUCAUCCAUCGGUGCUCCGCCAGCAUUGAAUCCACUUGCAAUGGGACCAAUGAUGCAUCACUAUAUGGCUUAA